AUGAGUUUUUUAAAGAUAACUGACCCUAAGAAGAGGGAUGAAACGAUCCAAGAGUACCUAAGGAUGAAGAAGAGCAUUCAGAAGCAGUCUUUUGACAAGCUCUUAGCAGAUAAAAACAUCUACACACAAGGCGAAAAAUUGUUUAAGCCCAUCAUUGACACACAAAAGGAGGAGAGUGAAAAGAUCACGAAGGAGCUUCAGAACGUGGCAACUUCACUUGAGCCACUUUCUACUCUCCCUACUUUCGAUGCAGCACAGAAGGCUAUUGAGGCUCCUCCAAUGUUCAAAGGAGUAGAACUUUGGGAUAUCGCGACUAAAGCGCUUUCUGAGAGUCUCGGUAAACAAGGCGAGUACGAUAAUGUUACUGGUAUUUAUAAAAACCCUACAGAUGGCAAGUUUUACAUUGGAGAUUCCAAAGUUGAAUUCAAUGGGAAUAACCUCUUAAUCGAUGGGGAUGAAUAUGAAGGUACCCCAGGACUAUGGCGUUUGAUUACCUCAAAGGGACCAGAGGGAUAUACACAAAAUGACUACGCAACUUACUCCGACUUAAUGCAGCGAACAAACGCCCUAAAAAGCGAGAAGGUUCCACGUCGCCCUAAAACAAAUAAAGGGUGGAAGUGGAAAGAACUCCUUAAACCAAUCUGGACAGAGCAGAAAGAACGCGAGUCGCCGAGGAAGAGAAGCCGAGCGUCAACGCCUAAGAAAGGCAAUGGUGUGACAUUUUUACCCUCAGAUCCUAUCAACUUGCUCGAACAGUUAAAGCUGUCUUUUGCGAGCAAUCAGGCAGGUAACACUGGUGAGAGAAACAGGAUCGUCAGUAUUCUCGAGGCUUUGCUUGGAAUGGGGGAAAUUGAGAGAGACGAUUAUAAAAAAUUUAAUCUUAUGAUUAAAUAA
Messenger RNA from Porites evermanni, 894 nucleotides. The record is from the annotation of a GenBank genome assembly. NCBI's taxonomy places the organism in Eukaryota, Metazoa, Cnidaria, Anthozoa, Scleractinia, Poritidae.